Messenger RNA from Nycticebus coucang (slow loris), 1674 nucleotides. RefSeq names its product palladin-like. The record is from RefSeq and is a predicted model, not a curated record. The transcript has 11 exons. Gene Ontology annotation, cellular component: plasma membrane; axon. Gene Ontology annotation, molecular function: cell-cell adhesion mediator activity. Gene Ontology annotation, biological process: dendrite self-avoidance; axon guidance; homophilic cell-cell adhesion. Bases 1 to 1674 code for a protein of 557 amino acids. NCBI's taxonomy places the organism in Eukaryota, Metazoa, Chordata, Mammalia, Primates, Lorisidae.
AUGGGGGCUGAAGAAAAACUAAGUCCAACGCACUCGGGGCAUGACACUCCCCCCUGCUGGUCGACCACACGAGAGUCAGGAGAGAGAGAGGGCCGGGCAGGGCCCUACGCCACCGUGCUUGGGGAAUCCGGCGGACCGAGCGCAACACCCGCCCCAGACCUCUGGUCGAACCGAGGGGCUAUCCUGCGGGAGAGCCAAGCCGCCCACAUGGCUUGGACGCCCGUCCUCUGUUUUCCCUCCACUCUCGAUUCAGAGAGGGGGACAGGGGCAGAAGAAAAACUAAGUCCAACACCCAAGAGGCAUGACGCUCCCACCUGCUGGUUGACAGCAAGGGAAGGAGGAGAGGGGAGGGGGCUAUUUCCGGGUGCCCGCAGCCCCCUCCCCUCGCCUCCCCGCCCCUACCUCCCGGCAGCUCCGACUGCGCGCGCGCAAUCGCCGGGGACCACGCUCCGCGCGGCAGAUGCGCGGCGCCAGGAGCCCCAGCCGGCGGGACCUGCGGCCCCAGGGUUGCACCUUCUCCGCUGCGUCCGCAGAGCAGCCCGAAUCCAGAGCGCGGGAGUUGCAAGCCGUGACCGGGAGACCCGAAAGGCCCCCGGUGGAGCUUCUUUGAGGCAGGGCGGUCCUCUGCAUAGCCGGUGGUUCUGUGAUGGGAAGGAGCUGCUUAGCUCUCCAGACAUCCAGAUCUGUGUGGGAGGCGAUCUCCACACACUGGUCAUAGCUGAGGCCUUCGAGGACGACACAGGUCACUACACCUGCCUGGCUACGAACCCCAGUGGUUCAGACUCAACGUCUGCCGAGGUGUUCAUCGAAGGUGCAAGUUCAACAGAUUCUGACAGUGAAAGUUCAGCUUUCAAAUUAAAACCUGGAGUUAUGCCACAAGCUCAAAAGAAAACGACUUCUGUUUCCUUGACUUCUGUUUCCAAAACGACAUCAUCUCCAAAGACAGGAGUGACCACUGCUGUAAUCCAGCCCUUGUCUGCCCCUAUUCAGCAGGUUCAAAGCCCAACUUCAUAUCUCUGCCGAUCUGAUGGAACCACUGCUGGCUACUUUCCUCCUGUGUUUGUCAAGGAAUUUCAAAACACGGCCGUGGUGGAGAGUCAGGUGGUGGUCCUGGAGUGCCGAGCCCGUGGAGCGCCCCCUCUGCAGGUGCAGUGGUUCCGGCAAGGGAGUGAAAUCCAAGACUCUCCAGAUUUUAGAAUUCUACAGAAAAAGCCUAGAUCUACAGCUGAACCCGAAACGUUCCCUGAAGACACAGGGAUCAUCACAUGCUUGGCCAGAAAUGAGUAUGGGUUGGCCACAAGCACUGCCCAGCUGUUUGUCAUCUCAGCCAACACUGAGAACUAUAGCUGUAACUCAGCAGAAGAGUCCAGUGAUGAUCACUUCCAGCACUUCCCAUCUUUUGCUCCAGUCUUGGAGACAGAUUCCCCCAAGUUGGCCUCAAAGAGAUCCUCUGAGGUGCGGCAGGGGAGCAGCCCCAAGUCAGGCCUGAGCACGGCUGCCCUUCACACGCAGUGCAGUUCUGCAGAGAGGGAAAUCAAUGGGGUCCAUCUGCACCACGGAGUAAACGGGCUGAUUAAUGGCAAAGUGAAUGAUGACAGAGCACUUCCAGCACCUGCUGUCCUGCCUUCACCCAGUAAGGAGCCACCACCUCUGCUGGCCAAACCCAAACUGUGA